Amphiprion ocellaris (clown anemonefish) is the source of this 2036-nucleotide messenger RNA. RefSeq lists its product as uncharacterized. The record is from RefSeq and is a predicted model, not a curated record. Bases 104 to 1267 code for a protein of 387 amino acids. NCBI's taxonomy places the organism in Eukaryota, Metazoa, Chordata, Actinopteri, Pomacentridae. The transcript has 2 exons.
AUCCCGAGAAAGUUUCUCGGGAUCCCGAGAAACUUUCUCGGGAUCCCGAGAAACUAUAGGUAUAUAUACUUCUGCAUCUUUUUGGCUGUAUGGAGAAACGACAAUGGAGGACGCCCACCCAUACGAGAGGUUUAUUGAAUUUUAUUUUGAAAUCGGCCUAAAAUAUAAGGACAUUCAAGCAGUGCUUAGCAAAAGGCACAGUUUUCACAUCAGCGAGAGACAUCUCAAAAGGAUUCUCAGCGCAAGGGGACACACUCGUCGCAAGUCAUACUCUGACCUGGCCGUCCUGAUAGACUUCAUACACAGUGAACUACAGUCCUCCGGAAUGCUUCAUGGAUACCGCUGGAUGUACACGAAAUGCAGAGAACAUGGGCUACAUGUGAGGAAGGAGGAUGUACGCUUGGUGCUGAAAGAGCUGGAUCCCACAGGAGUGUCACUAAGACAGGCAAGGCGUCUUAGAAGGCGGAACUACUUCUCUAAAGGGCCCAAUUUCAUCUGGCACCUCGAUUCCUACGAUAAACUGAAACCAUAUGGCAUUUGUAUCAGUGGGAGUAUUGAUGGUUUUUCUCGGAAAAUUGUCUGGCUAAAUGCAUAUACCACAAAUAGUGACCCAAAGCUGAUCGGAGGAUACUAUAUUGAGGCCGUACAGCGUUUAGGAGGCUGCCCCAGAGUAGUGAGAGGCGAUCCUGGAACUGAAAAUGGUCAUGUCAGAGGUUUUCAGCGUGUCCUCGUCCCAACCAAUGCAGACGACCCCCUCGAUAGCUACUUGGAAGGAGCCAGCACCGCCAAUCAAAGAAUCGAGUACUGGUGGAGGUUUCUUCGAAGCGAAUGCGUGGAGUUUUGGUUGUGCUUGAUUUCCGACCUGCCAGACAACGGUUCCUUUGAUGGUGGUUUUCUGGACAAAAGCCUGCUUCAGUUUUGUUGCAUGGGACUCAUCCAGGACGAGCUUGAUGACACUGCCAGCGUUUGGAACGCACACUCCAUCAGGCCAUCAAAGAACUUGAAUGUCCCAAGUGGUCGACCCAAUGUCAUGUACGCCCUGCCUGAACUCUAUGGGACAAGAGACUUUCUUUCCGCUGUUGAAGAUGAACAUGUUCAUCUCUGCAAACGUGAAUGUACCUUCCGGUUGACCAUACCUUGUGAUCCUGACAUGUUUGAACUGUGCAAUAUUAUUAUGACCGAAUCCCAUCUGACACCACCAACAGAUCCAUAUCAGGCUUUGGACUUGUAUAUGCACCUGAGAGACACCAUACGGGCAUCUAUUUAAAGGGGAACUAUUGUGCACCUUCCAGUGUAAUAUUUUAAGUUUUUAUACCUUUUCUUAUCUAUACUUUUCUCCGUGGAGUGAGGGUUUUCUUAUAAAAAUCCUUUUCAGAGCCCCCAGAACUGUUUUUAACAUGGAAUCAACAGGGAGCCAAAGUCACAAAAGCCGCAGUUUAUUUUUUUUAAUUACAAGAAACAUUUUAGGUUUAUUUCAAUUAUAUUUUGCUAAAACCAUAAACUCGGAGAUUAAACUCAUGGCUUUCCUGUAAAAUUUAAACAUGCUACACAUUACAUAUUUUGCAAAUUGUUAUCAAUUAUAAAUGACACAUUUUUUCCCCUACUGAAAUAUGUUUGACUUGAUGUCCUUUGUUAAAGUCAAGUAAUGCUUUUUGAUGACACUGUGAGCAUCUGAUGUGCAUUUUAGUUGCCAUUUAUAACAUUGUUAGGAGCAAACAUGUCUGUAAUUGAAUUCAAAGAAAAAUCUCAGUGUACUUACAAGUAUGUAAUAUUAAGAUGGAUGUAGAUCAAAGUCUUGAUUUAGUUUUAUCUGUAAGAUGACUUGAACACUGAUUGACAUGUUCACCACUGAUAGCAUAUGUUCUAGAAAUGAGACACAGAACUUGUGUGGGGAAAAUUAUUUGGGCUUCUAUUAUUUAAUAUAAAGAAGUUGCAUGUAUGACAAAUGUAGAAAUAUAUUUCUGAAUACACAAAACAUUUUCUAGCACGGAUGUCUGGAAGUGCUACAAAAAAUAAAUAAAAGCUGGUACAAGCAC